AUGCACGCAUACAACAGGCUACCGAGCAGCGGUCACAGCACGCCGUCCCCGCCCUCAUCGCCGCUCCGGUCAUCCCGGUCUCCCCGGUACCGCCGGUCAAAGGCGGGGAGGUUUGGCUCGGCACAGCUUCAGCCGGGUCGGACCCUUGCCCAGCGCCUCGCCUGGCUGCUCCUCUCAGUCCUACUCCGGCGCCAGGGCAUCUUCCUCUUUGCUCCUCUCAACUACAUCUCUGGCAUGCUCCUCUAUAUGGGCUCUGUCUCCUUCAACGUCGUUCCCGUUAUCUCCCAUUGUCCCUCUCCCGGCUCCAUUUAUCGGAGUCCCCAGAUUUAUGCCAAGCUCCGACCCGAAAUGAACUCCGACAAUUCCUCCGCCGAUGCGAUAUCAACUAUAUGGAAACACUCUUAUAAAGGUGGUGAGUGGAGAGCUUGUACUAACAGGUCUUCAGGAGGUUUGCCUGAUACAAAUGGUUACAUAUACAUUGAGGCGAAUGGUGGCCUGAAUCAGCAAAGGACAUCGAUAUGCAAUGCAGUUGCUGUGGCAGGAUACCUUAAUGCAACCCUUGUAAUCCCCAAUUUUCAUUUUCAUAGCAUUUGGAGAGAUCCUAGAAAAUUCAAAGACAUUUAUGAUGAAGAUUAUUUCAUCAGGACCUUGGAAAAUGAUGUACGAGUUGUUAACAAGGUUCCUGCGUACAUAAUGGAACGAUUUGACCAGAAUAUGAGCAAUGUUUACAACUUCAGAAUAAAAGCAUGGUCACCCAUUCAGUAUUGUAGGGAUGCAGUGCUCCCAAGGCUCCUUGAAGAAAAGUUUAUAAGGUUAUCUCCUUUUGCAAAUCGAUUGUCAUUCGAUGCUCCUCCAGCUGUCCAAAGGCUUAGGUGCUUUGCAAACUAUGAAGCUUUGAGGUUUUCAAGUGCUAUAUCAACAUUGGGAGAAACUUUGGUUGCACGAAUGAAAGAUCGCAGUGCAAGUAAUGGUGGCAAAUACAUCUCUGUGCAUCUUCGCUUUGAGGAGGAUAUGGUUGCUUUCUCUUGCUGUGUAUAUGAUGGUGGAGAGGAAGAAAGUGCAGACAUGAAGGCAGCAAGGGAAAGAGGUUGGAAAGGGAAAUUUACGAAGCCUGGUCGAGUUAUACGUCCUGGAGCAAUCAGGAUCAAUGGCAAAUGUCCCCUUACUCUUUUAGAACUGCUUCUGGGAAUGGGCUUUGAUAGAAGCACUUAUAUUUAUUUGGCAUCUGGAAAGAUAUACAGUGCUGAAAGAAACAUGGCCCCGUUAUUGGAGAUGUUCCCUAAUUUGCAAACUAAAGAGAUGUUGGCAUCAAAUGCGGAACUUGCGCCAUUUAAGAAUUAUUCUUCCAGGAUGGCUGCCAUAGACUACACUGUUUGUGUCCAUAGUGAGGUUUUUGUGACAACUCAAGGUGGAAACUUCCCCCAUUUUCUGAUGGGCCACCGGAGAUACUUGUACGGAGGACACUCAAAGACAAUCAGGCCCGACAAGCGAAAGUUAGCGUUACUCCUUGAUAAUCCGAAUAUAGGAUGGAGAAGUUUCAAGCGUCAGAUUCUGAAUAUGCGGACUCAUAGCGAUUCCAAGGGAUACGAACUUAAAAGGCCAAAUGACUCGAUUUAUAUGUUUCCAUGCCCAGAUUGCAUGUGCCGUUUGAACAAAUCAGAAGUUUCAAGAUCAUCAUCAGCUACCUGAUCUGCUUGGAUAAAGAGCUAUUAUGGGUGUUUCUCCUACCCAACUUUCUGAGCUCAUGUUGCUGCCGACCCCCUUUUUCCAUGUUGUAAUUCUUUCAUUCUUUGUCCCCUUUCCAUGCGGUGAGAGGGUACACUUCAAUUUUGGGAGAUUCAAACAUUUUGUUGGACGUUACAUUGACCUGAUUAUUUCCGGGAUUGGCUUGUGGUGGACUUGCUUCUUUUUUUAUAUGAUGCGGGUGGAGAACAUAGAACGCACAUUCUUUCCAUUGCAGGAGUUGUCCCGUCGCAGGAGUUUCCGGGCAAUCUAGACACACAGCAUUGUUUGCUUCAUAUGUUAAGUUGCAAUGCCCUUUAUAUUGAAAAGUAGAUCUAACAAAUCCCAUGAAACUACAUUAGUUUGUAAGUUUAUUUUUGUGUAAUCUCUUUGUUUAUGUAGCAGUUCUCUUAUUAGAAACUUUAUGCUUUUACUCUUUCUUCA
Juglans microcarpa x Juglans regia is the source of this 2166-nucleotide messenger RNA. RefSeq names its product protein ESMERALDA 1-like. The transcript has 11 exons. NCBI's taxonomy places the organism in Eukaryota, Viridiplantae, Streptophyta, Magnoliopsida, Fagales, Juglandaceae. The record is from RefSeq and is a predicted model, not a curated record. The coding region runs from base 1 to 1689 and encodes 562 amino acids.